AUGUCAUUCUCACUAACUAUUCAACUCCAACUAUCCCAAGCAAUAAUGAAGACUCUAAUUCCUCCCACUGCUUCUACCUUGUUUUUAUUCUCUCUCUUCCUUCUUCUCUCUAUCUUCACCUCAAACCUCCAUUCCGCCGCUGCCGACGCCGUCACCGACAGAGACGGCGAUGCACUUCGAAACGGCGGCACAUAUCACAUCCUCCCUCUCUUCGGAGUAAGGGACGGCGGCGUAGAACUCGCCGCCACCGGAAACGAAACGUGUCCUCUCACCAUCGUUCAAUCCAGCACAUCACAAAUCUUCCGGGGACUACCAGUGAGAAUCUCAUCCCCAUAUCGAAUGGCUUACAUCACCGAAGGCCUGACUCUGAACCUGGCUUUCGCUUCUUCGCCAUCGUGUGCACCCACUCCUCCGAACUGGACCGUUGUGAAGGACCUACCCGAGGGACAAUCCGUGAAACUACCUGGGUUCCGAAGCACGGUGAGUGGGUGGUUUAAGAUUGAAAAAUCUUCGCUUGAGUACUUGUACAAGGUUGUCUUCUGCGCACGUACCGGUGGGACGUGUGGAGAUGUUGGGAUUAGUGUUGAUGAUGAGGGGAUGAGUCGGUUGGUUGUUACCGAGGAGGAGGAUGAAGGCAUUAUUGUUGAGUUCAUGAAAGCUGGUUAG
Messenger RNA from Sphenostylis stenocarpa, 666 nucleotides. The record is from the annotation of a GenBank genome assembly. NCBI's taxonomy places the organism in Eukaryota, Viridiplantae, Streptophyta, Magnoliopsida, Fabales, Fabaceae.